Fusarium sp. VM40 is the source of this 2646-nucleotide messenger RNA. The record is from the annotation of a GenBank genome assembly. Lineage: Eukaryota; Fungi; Ascomycota; Sordariomycetes; Hypocreales; Nectriaceae.
AUGGACCCUUUGACUGCACUCGGCCUCGCGGCAGCCGUGGUGCAAUUCGUCGGCUUUGCUUCUCAUCUUGUCUCCAAGACCAAAGAAAUCCAGGAAUCCGCGACUGGGCAAAGCAAGCAAGCAGCGACGCUAGAGACAAUCUACACCCAAUUACAGCAUCUGAACUCUCGGCUGGAGCUGUCUUCAAAGCGUGAUCCAAGACUCGAAGUAGUUCAAGGGUCGACUGACCUUGUGGCGCAUGUUUUCGCCAUCAACGACUUGUCACGGAUAUGCGAAGGUGACUGCCAGAGGCUUCUAGAUAUCGUACGCAAGCUCCAGGUGGGUAACGAUUCUAGGCGCCGAUGGCAGAGCUUCAGAGUUGCCUUGAAAACGAUUUGGAAAGGUAGCGAAAUUACCGACCUGGAGCAGCGGCUACACAGCACGCAGACGACUCUGACGCUCCAUGUCUGCUCGCUGACAAGUUAUUGGCACCAUAACUUCGACCGGCAACUCAGAGAACUUCACAGUGAGAGCCAACGAUUGAAUGCGCAGCAGUCGACAAGGCUCGACGGUAUGGCGAGGAUACUUGGAGAGCUGAGUGAGCGCAUUGCAGCGAGCAGAUCACCAUCAAUGCCUAAUAUGCUUAAUUCGUCCGAUAUUACAAGCCUGGAGGGUCAGAUGGCACAGCUAUCGCUGUCCAAGGCGGCCGCGGCUAAAGAACACCUAAUCCUCAAGUCGCUCAGCUUCAAGAGCCGGCCCAUCCGGUAUAGCUCGAUCCCGGAAGCCCACAGCCGCACGUUUGAAUGGGCUUUCGAGGACCAUCACUCACGAAGUAAAGAGGACACGGAAACUAGUGACCUGCUUGCAUGGCUCAGAGAAGGGAAAGGCUUCUUUUGGGUGUCAGGGAAACCUGGUUCGGGCAAAUCGACAUUCAUGAAAUUCGUGGCAGACCAUCCAAGCACCUUGUCCGCCCUCACUCGCUGGGCAUCUCCCAGGCGUACAGUUCUGGCAAGUCAUUACUUCUGGAGCGCCGGCACGCCGAUGCAGAAGUCUCAGCAGGGCCUCCUACAAUCGCUACUGUACGACAUCUUCCGGCAGCUCCCAGAUCUCAUCGAGUCGGCUUGCAUCGAGCGGUGGCAGAAGACCGUGGAACAGCUUAGCCACGAACCGUGGCUUGUAUCCGAGCUACAACGGGUCUUGAAACGAAUCUCGAGCCGCGAUGUGACUGCCAAUUUCUGCUUUCUUAUAGACGGUCUCGACGAAUUCGAAGGUGACCACGUCGACUUUUGCCGUAGCCUCCACGACCUCGCGCAGUCGCCUCAUGUAAAACUUUGCAUCUCGAGCCGGGCUUGGAAUGUCUUCGAGGACUCAUUCGGUCGGGCUGGUGCGGCGAAGCUGUAUAUUCACGAGCUGACCCGCGACGAUAUUCGCAGUUAUGUCGAGCGACGGCUCCAAGACCACCCCCGAUGGAAGGAACUCGAUGCCGAGGUUUCCGACGCCGCAUGGCUAGUUGGAGAAAUUACUAAACGAGCAGCAGGUGUGUUUCUCUGGGUUUUCUUGGCCACCGGGCAGUUACGCAACGGCCUGACUGAGUAUGACACCUUCUCUGACUUACAACGCCGACUUGAGAGUAUCCCUGCCGACCUGGAGGCUUUUUUCAAACAGAUUCUCCAGUCGGUAGAGCCAUUUUACCACGAGAAGAUGGCCUCUACACUGCAGAUUGCCCUCGAAGCCAGGGAGCCUGCGCCUGUGGCAGUCUAUGGGUUUCACGAACUUGAGUACGACAAUAUGAACUUCGCUCUUGAGUGUCCGUUGCGGGCGUUGAGCACGGAACAGGCUACUACCAGGCGGAAGCAGAUAACCCGUCGACUGAAUGGACGGUGCCGUGGACUUCUCGAAGUCAACCCACUCAGUCAACGUGUAGAAUUUCUCCAUCGGAGCGUCAUGGACUUCCUGAGAACAAGUGAUAUGUGCAAGUUCCUAUUAGAGACAGCCCCCCGGAACUCCAACGCGAACCUUUCGCUCCUUCGAGGAUAUACGGCCUACAUCAAAACCACUAAAUUCUUGAAGUUCGUGGACCGCACAGCGUUUGCCCAGUUUACCAGCUCGUCUCCAAUAUCAGCUCUAGAAGAAGCUGUGGUCCAAGCACGUGAGCUAGACAAGACCAUGGAAGCCCAUCUGCUCCUCGACGAACUUGAUCGCUGUGUUCCCGAGAUGCACAGAGUGGGACAGGCGAUACUAAACGUGUGGGGGAAUCCGUCGAAUCCAGUUGUGGUCUUCUUGCGGGAGCUGGUAGUCAAGAACUGCCUGGUCGGUUACCUCAACCGCACACUACCAAGCCAGCCCAAUUACUUCAUUGAUUUCGAGAAGCCGGUCUUGACAUCCGUGAUAGAUUCACUCAUGAUACACUGCACGUCUUUGGGCCAGUUUGGCGAGAAUAUCGAAAUGCUCCGAUGUCUUUUGGAGAAUGGCUGCGAUCCCAACGCCAUUUAUUACGACAUGACUAGAACCACGGAUCGCGAACGAACUCCGUGGAAAGAUCUCAAGAGGUUUUUGUCAAUGCCUUCGAAUCAUUAUUCUCUAUUACAUGGUAGUUCGAAUUUUAGACAGAUUGCCAUAGAUGAUGGGCGGCCCUCAAUGCUGAUGCUCAAGUAUGGGGCAAAUUGA